Molecule: messenger RNA, 963 nt
Organism: Monopterus albus (swamp eel)
Lineage: Eukaryota; Metazoa; Chordata; Actinopteri; Synbranchiformes; Synbranchidae
Gene: g6pc1a.1
Product: glucose-6-phosphatase catalytic subunit 1a, tandem duplicate 1
Exons: 6
Coding region: 1-963 (320 amino acids)
Biological process (GO): glucose 6-phosphate metabolic process; gluconeogenesis
Cellular component (GO): membrane
Molecular function (GO): glucose-6-phosphatase activity
Source: RefSeq, a predicted model, not a curated record
AUGGAUCUUCUCCACAGCUGGGGCGUCGAGCUAGCGGUCUACCUGCAGACCAGGUACAGCAGGUAUGAGGGUCUGUUUAGCCUGGCGUCCACUGUGGCCGAUCUGCACACCACCUUCUUCUGGUUGUUUCCAAUCUGGUUCCACCUGCGAAGGGACACGGCGCUCAGGCUCAUCUGGGUGGCUGUCAUUGGAGACUGGCUCAACUUGGUUCUGAAAUGGGUUCUUUGUGGGGAGAGACCGUACUGGUGGGUUCAUGAGACCCGGUUUUAUGGAGCAGGUCCAGCCCCUGUCCUGCAGCAGUUCCCCAUCACAUGUGAGACUGGACCAGGAAGCCCAUCAGGCCACGCGAUGGGUGCAGCUGGGGUCUGGUAUGUGAUGAUAACAGCGCUGCUCUCUGUUGCAACAGAGAAGCAAUGCCCCCCUUUGCUAUUCUUGCAGAUAGGCCUGUGGAUGCUGAUGGGCCUGGUAGAGCUGGUGGUCUGUAUGUCCAGGGUCUACAUGGCCGCCCACUUCCCACACCAAGUUAUUGCUGGAGCCAUCACAGGUCUAAUUGUUGCUCAGGUUGUCUCCAAAAAGAAAUGGAUCUAUAAGGCCAGCAUGAACAAAUACUUCUUCAUGACCUUCUUCUUGACCUCCUUCGCUGUCAGCUUCUACCUCCUGCUCAAAGCUCUCAGUGUGGACCUGCUGUGGACCCUGGAGAAAGCCCAGAAGUGGUGUGUGAAGCCUGAGUGGGUCCACCUGGACACCACACCCUUCGCCAGCCUCCUGCGUAACACAGGCAGCCUGUUUGGCCUGGGCCUGGGCCUGCACUCACCUGUCUACAACAGCACCAAGAAGAAGAAUAUAAGUGUCACUUUCAAGGCGGGAUGUAUUAUUAUCUCUUUAUUCUUGCUUCAGCUGUUGGAUGGAUGGACAUUUUCCCCGGAAAACCACAUGACUUUCUAUUUUCUGUCUUUCAUUUGA